AUGAACGCCACCACUGCAGAUCACAAAGAUGAUAUUGAGAGUGUACAUACACUACCGCCCUGCCAAGACAAUGAAAAGCAACAACCCGAUACAGAUACAGAAGUCGAUACUCCUUAUUCGAGCUUCACAAUAUGGCAAAAACGUCUGAUCGUUUUGGCUGCUGCCACGACAGCUUUAUUGUCACCCAUGACAGCUCAGAUUUACUUCCCUGCUCUGCCAGCCAUAGCCAAAGAUCUGGGCGUCACUACCUCGCAGAUCAAUCUCACUGUCACGACUUAUAUGAUCUUCCAAGGAAUCACCCCCAUGUUUAUUGGAUCACUUGCGGAUAGCGGUGGAAGAAGACCUGCAUAUGUGAUUUGCUUCACGAUUUACAUCGCUGCCAACAUUGGUCUUGCCCUUGCGCCUAGUUACGGUGCGCUGCUUGGUCUUCGAUGUUUGCAAUCUGCUGGUUCUGCUAGUACCGUUGCGCUCUGCUUUGCUGUGGUAGCUGAUGUUGUCACUUCAGCUGAGAGAGGGCAGUAUAUCGGUAUAACAGCUGUUCCCAGUGUCCUUGGUCCUUCGCUGGGUCCAGUCAUUGGUGGUUUGCUUGCUGAAUAUCUGGGCUGGCGAUCCAUAUUCUGGUUUCUCGCCAUAUUUUCCGGUGUCGGUCUCUUCCUCAUCAUCGUCUUUUACCCAGAGACUUGCCGUCAUGUCGUCGGUGAUGGUUCCAUAAUUCCACCUUUGAUGUAUCGUUCCGGCCUGCAAAUUCUUAAGCAGCGACGCAGGCGGUCUGAGUCGGACAAAGCUGGUUUAAGUCGACAAGUCUCCACGGCAUCGACAUCCAAAAAGUUCAAGUUCAAACCACCCAAUGUUCUUGAAUCAGUCUUCAUGCUCUUUGAGAAAGAGACAGGCCUUCUUCUCGGCUUCAGCAGUAUAUGCUUUGCAGGCUUCUACUGCGUAGCUGCUGCCAUGCCUUCCCUGUUCGCAGAAAUUUACGGUUUUAAUGAAGUCCAAAACGGACUUAUGUUUCUUCCUCUGGCAGCUGGCUCGAUCGUCGCAGCGUUCAUCGUAGGCGCUUUCACAAACCGAAACUACAAGCGUCACUGCGACAAGCUCGGUAUUCCGUACGAGCGAAACAAGCAGCAAGAUCUUUCUGCUUUCCCUAUUGAGCGUGCACGUCUCGAGAUUGGAUUUCCUCUUCUUAUGCUUGCAGCGGUCACAGUAAUCAGCUGGGGCUGGGCCGUUGAUGCAAAGACGAACGUCACUAUACCAUGUGUUAUCAACGGAUUGAUGGGCGUGGGCAUCGUCGGAUUCAACAACACGGUUAAUUCUUUGUUAAUCGAUAUUCAUCCGGGAAAAGCAGGGACUGCAAGUGCUGCGAACAACUUGACACGAUGUCUAGUGGGAGCUGGAGCCAGUGCGGCCAUUAUACCCAUGAUUGAUGCUAUGGGUGUGGGAUGGGCUUUUACACUUGUAGGAGGUUUGUAUAUCCUUGGAUGUCCCAUCUUGAUCGCUUUGAUGAUUUGGGGAACAAAAUGGAGAGAGGAGUUGAGAGUUGAAAGGGGGAGAAAAAACAAGGCAAAGCAAGUUAUUUAA
This is a messenger RNA of Fusarium venenatum, 1575 nucleotides long. Its product is annotated as major facilitator superfamily domain-containing protein. Gene Ontology annotation, cellular component: plasma membrane. NCBI's taxonomy places the organism in Eukaryota, Fungi, Ascomycota, Sordariomycetes, Hypocreales, Nectriaceae. The record is from RefSeq and is a predicted model, not a curated record. Gene Ontology annotation, biological process: transmembrane transport. Gene Ontology annotation, molecular function: transmembrane transporter activity; hydrolase activity.